CUUCAGUUUUUUGCUUUUGUUUUUAAGGUCUAUACAAUAACAGAAUUAAUUAAAAAUGGUUUUGUAAUAAUCAUUGUCAUUGUUAUAGUUGUUUAGAUGAAGGCUUUGGUUUGGUGUUGGUCUCUGAACUGCUUGGGUCCCUUUCAGUUUGUGCAAAGAGAUACCAUUUUGUUUACAUGCAGCCUUAUAUUGGUUAUGUUUUCCCCUGCUGCAGGUGUGUGCAAUGUUUUAGCUGAUACAAAUACAGAGAUGGUGCUUAAAGGUGGGAGCUCCCUGGAUCUAACACUAACAUAUCCAAAGAAUUCAGUGUUAUUUGUUAAUUGGAACUUUAAUGGCAAAAUGUUUGCUGACUACACUCCAAGCCGUAAUUACAUAUUUCGGGCAUCUCAAUUUAGUGGAAGAUUAAAAGGUUUCAAUGAUAAAAUUGGAGUAACUUUAAAAGAUCUUCAACCCCAAGACUCUGGAACAUUCUCAGUUGUUGCAGUUGGACCUGAAGGACAGUAUCCUACACAGGAUAUUAAAGUUUAUAUUGAAAACCCCAUAACAGCUGUACAGAUUGAGAAGAAUCAGGCGUGGAGAUUGUCCACAAACAGCUGUGAUGUUGAAGUGAGGUGUGCAGCGCUCGGAGCUGAGAGUGUCUCCUACCUGUGGAGCGGCUAUAAGACUGGGAGUGGAGCUCAGCUGCAGUUCAGUCUCUCACCAGCAGAAGGAGCUGUUACACUGAACUGCACUGCAGCUAACAACGUCAGCUCCAGUUCUGCUACAGAGACACUGAGCUGUAGCACUGAACAUCCCAGAACAGAAACUCAAUUGUCAGUUCUUAAUUUGAUCAGUAGUCUAGUGGCGGCCUCUCCGUAUCUGCUGGUGACCAUCAUCCUGGGUGUAAAAUGUUACAGAGCUCGAGGUCAUCAUAACAGCCAGUAUGCCAUGAAAGUAAUUGAGGAAUAAGCACUUUGCUCACUCUGUAAGAAAUAGGUUGAACACUGAACUACUCAGGGGCAAACAAAUUUGAUUCUGCUACAAAGUUUAUAGUUGUAUAGUUUUCAUUUUUAUAAUAAUAUUUUCAUUUACACUCAAAGCUCAGGGGCACAGAAUAUUUUUUACUAUAUUUCUGUUUGCGCUCUUCUGAGUUGGAUCAACGUUGGAGCUUUUCUUCCAGAUUAGAGAUCACAACACUGUUAUGACAGCGUGGAAAACUGGGUCUCUCUGGGUCCUCUUCCAGCCCCCUGUAUUUCACCAGAUUCUUCUAUUUCUUCAUUGUAUUUCGCCAUCAAUCGAUUGCCAGAUCUAUCACUACUGCAGUAUUCUGCAUUUUAUUUUAACUCUCACUGUUUAAUUUGCUGUACUGUUAUCUGACUGUAACUGGAGGUCACACAUAUUCAUGUUUAUCUGUCCCUGUACACAAACCCUGCCAUGUUCACUGCAGCUAAUAUUAUAAUGUGUUGUAAUACUGUAUAAUAAAUGUAAUCUGGUUCAUGUAAUCUGAUCAAGUACUUGUGAACAAAUCAGAGUAUCUGUACAUUUACAUAAACUGCUUUAUUACA
Molecule: messenger RNA, 1544 nt
Organism: Ictalurus punctatus (channel catfish)
Lineage: Eukaryota; Metazoa; Chordata; Actinopteri; Siluriformes; Ictaluridae
Product: SLAM family member 8-like
Exons: 4
Coding region: 97-948 (283 amino acids)
Source: RefSeq, a predicted model, not a curated record